AUGAGAGCCGUGUGCUUAGGCUUGGAACUAAAAUACAAUAGAACAAUGGUAGAAUACUUUGGUUUGGUUCCAGGACAAUCCCAGAUGAUGAUGAUUAACUCAACCAAGCUGUUUAAAAACGUGUUUUUGGACAGUCGAAUUGAGAACGCAGACUCAAACAGAACUAUUUAUAAUAUCAAAAACUUAUCCAUUUGUAGCUUUUUAAAUAAUCGCUUGAUGUCCAAGGUUUUCUCGGCGAUCUAUGAAGGAUUUGUGGGUAAUUCCACGGCCUUUAGAUGCCCAGUCCAGCCAGGUGUAUACUACCUAAGCAAUAGUGUCAGAGAAGUCGAGGUGCCCAUGUUUCAUCCACCUGGAGUGUUUCGAUUGACUGUCAGACUAAAGGCUGAAAAGGAUGGCAAUCUGCUCGUAGAGCUCAUCUGGCGAUAUCGUGUUAGGCGCAUAUGA
This is a messenger RNA of Drosophila teissieri, 444 nucleotides long. RefSeq lists its product as uncharacterized. NCBI's taxonomy places the organism in Eukaryota, Metazoa, Arthropoda, Insecta, Diptera, Drosophilidae. Bases 1 to 444 code for a protein of 147 amino acids. The record is from RefSeq and is a predicted model, not a curated record. The transcript has a single exon.